Messenger RNA from Haliotis rufescens (red abalone), 2001 nucleotides. Its product is annotated as multiple epidermal growth factor-like domains protein 10. The record is from RefSeq and is a predicted model, not a curated record. NCBI's taxonomy places the organism in Eukaryota, Metazoa, Mollusca, Gastropoda, Lepetellida, Haliotidae. Gene Ontology annotation, molecular function: scavenger receptor activity. Bases 154 to 1446 code for a protein of 430 amino acids. The transcript has 3 exons.
CCUAUACCAAGAUUGCGUGUGACAUGAGGGAUAUAAGAGGGUGCAUAUAAAAUCGCAGGUAGGAGUACAGUUGGGCGCACUUGACUGUCAGAUUACGUCGUAUCAGGUUAUGCCUCUGAAAGGACGAACUGCUUGCAUCUUGGGACCCUGAAGAUGGGAGAGAUCCUAUGGGUUGGGGUGAUGACCCUGCUGGCGUUCACAGACUCAUUGGUGCCCCCAAGUCACGACAUAUGUGACACAAGUGGUUGUAGGCAUGGAAAUGGUCGGCUUAGAUGUCAGUCAUGUACCAUCGGGUGUCAUGGAUCAAACUGCAGCUCUCCAUGUCAAGGAAGUUGUCACACAGACGGAUGUCACAGACACACUGGGGAAUGCUUCAGAUGUACGCCGGGAUUCUAUGGACGACACUGUGACACACCCUGUCUACGACGAUGUACCAGCAGCAGGGUAGGUGGCGUUGUCUACUGUGACAGACACACAGGUGCUUGCUCUGAAUCUUGUGAUGGAGGAUGGACUGGAUUACACUGUGAUGAACGAUGUCCGUCUAACUGCAAGGGGCCAGUCUGUCACCAGCAUACAGGACAGUGUCUGGCUGGGUGUGAGAGAAGAUGGACAGGGGACUUCUGUAACACAACAUGUGACAACUGUCUGAUGGGAAGAUGCAGCAAUACCGGCUACUGUCUACAUGGAUGUGAAGCAGGCUUCUAUGGACAGAAGUGUGAGGAGAGAUGUGAACAUUGCUGGACCACUGGCUGUGACAGACAGACUGGAGUAUGUGAAAUGUGUGAACCUGGUUACCAUGGCCAUCACUGCAACAAAACGUGUCCUGAGAAGUGCUACAAAGGAGGAGAUGGACACAGGCACUGUAACCGAAGUACUGCAGCCUGUCAGGAAGGAUGUGUGACUGGGUGGCACGGUCUGCGCUGUCACACGCCGUGCAGUACCUCCUGCAAGUCUUCCCUCUGUUACGGCCAUGAUGGAUCGUGUGUGGAGGGCUGCGUACAAGGGUACUAUGGCAAACAUUGUCACCAGAACUGUCAGCGUUGUAGAAACAAUGUGUGUGACCACCAUGGCAGAUGUUCAGCUUGUAUUGAUGGAUGGUUGGGAGAGAGAUGUGACGUUUGUGACCAUGGCCAAUGCAUCAACUGUUCACGAGGGUUUCAUGGCACCAACUGCACUGCUCGUUGUAGUGGGUCGUGUGUGGAUGGUGUGUGUGAGGAAGAUGGUCGCUGUAGUCGUGGGUGUAAGGACGGGGCCUACGGGAGUCAGUGUCAACACAGAUGUAGUGGGGACUGUGUAGCGUGUGGUCAGAAGACAGGGGAUUGUACAAGACAGGGCGAUGAUAACACAGUUAUCAAACGUUUCAUGCUCACAGACACAUGCUCCUUAAUGUAUUCAAACUAUCAACAUAUACUAUCAGUGACGUUUGUACUGAUCUACGCACUCUAGAAUGUGUUAUAUUAUCAAAACAUGCUAUCUAUUCGUCAAGCAAAUGCCAUCUCGUGGUCAUUCAUUAAUUUAUUAUUGUUGAAAUGUAUGUCUCGUGACAUAUCUGGGUAUUCGCAGGAAUGCGUAUCGCGGUGUACUAUGAAGUUUCUUGUUUCACUUGCCACAUUAUGAUCGAGGGGCCAUAUCAAAAACUGACCUGAGCUGAAAUAACAUGAUUGCAUGAUUACUUAAAACAGAUAUUUUUACAUAAUGUGAAGCAAGGUAUUGUUUCAUACGUAUGGUCAAAGCGUGGGAGGGGUCAGUGCAUUUGGUGUAUCUGUCUUCGGGAGUUUUGGGUGUAUGUGACGCUUGGCUUUGGAUGAGUUUGUUUGGAUCAGUUUUUAUGAAAUAAUUCAUGAUUGUUGUUUUUUUGCAUUUGUGGGGGAGGGAGGUAGGGUGGUAGUGUGUGGAUAGUGUUUGUGUAUUUUGCAUCUAGGGUGUUGAUGUAUUGUUUCAAUGUUGGAAGCAGAGUGUGUAUGUGUAGAAUAAGUGUCGUGUUUGUUUUUGUUAAAAUAA